AUGUUGGACAGCGCGCCGCCGCCGCCACCGCCGCCGUCACGGCCGCUCCAGCCAAAGACGACUCGUGGCCAGGAACGUAGCGCCCCCGAGUAUCCCAGCAUCAAAAGACGACGAGCAACCGUGAUUGCGUGCCACAACUGCCGCCUCAAGAAGAUCCGAAAUAGCACUUCCUCCGCCUUUGACCACGAUUGUGUAUUGUGUUUUUUUGCUGACCCUCUGGCUGCUUUGCGCGACGCAAAAAAACAGUGCGACGGCCAGCGCCCGGCCUGCUCGUCGUGCGCGUCCAAGACGGUCCCGUGCACGUACCGGGACGCGGUGCGGGACGCGGUCCCCGGCGUCGUGCGCAUGCUCGGCCAGCUGUGCGCGAGCGAGCUCGUGCGUGUCGUCGCCCGCCUCAAGGACGAGGAGGACGCAGAGACUAUCCUGGCCACCAUCAAGGCUUGCCUGGCGCGGCAGGCGAGACGCCGCUACGACGAGGAAACGCCGUCGACGGCCGGCAGCGAGGAGUGCGCCCCGAGAACGCCGCUGGCCGGCGGAGACGUCGACUGGUACUGGCCGGCGAGCUGCCACCCGACGACGACGACAACGACGACGAUGACGACGACGACGACGGCCGAGUUUGCGGUGCACACGGACGUGGUCGGUCCCGUGGUGGAUUAUUGGCCGAAUGGCUGGCCGAGAACGUGGGCUCGGCUUCCAAACGACAUCUGA
Messenger RNA from Cordyceps militaris CM01, 711 nucleotides. RefSeq lists its product as uncharacterized. Gene Ontology annotation, molecular function: DNA-binding transcription factor activity, RNA polymerase II-specific; zinc ion binding. The transcript has 2 exons. Gene Ontology annotation, biological process: regulation of DNA-templated transcription. The record is from RefSeq and is a predicted model, not a curated record. Bases 1 to 711 code for a protein of 236 amino acids. Lineage: Eukaryota; Fungi; Ascomycota; Sordariomycetes; Hypocreales; Cordycipitaceae.